Arvicola amphibius (Eurasian water vole) is the source of this 3996-nucleotide messenger RNA. RefSeq names its product protein phosphatase 1 regulatory subunit 13 like (gene Ppp1r13l). The transcript is spliced from 11 exons. Gene Ontology annotation, molecular function: transcription factor binding. The coding region runs from base 896 to 3469 and encodes 857 amino acids. NCBI's taxonomy places the organism in Eukaryota, Metazoa, Chordata, Mammalia, Rodentia, Cricetidae. Gene Ontology annotation, biological process: regulation of transcription by RNA polymerase II; positive regulation of cell differentiation. The record is from RefSeq and is a predicted model, not a curated record.
UCCAAACGGAGGGGUAGUGGGUCGUGUGAAACUCGUAGAUGCCUUCGUAGACUUAGGGUCCUGAGCGGGAAGUAUUCCCCACCUCUCCGAGGGAGGUAGAGGUGCAGCCGGCCGACCCCUCCCUGCCCCGCGGCCCAAGUAAACAGCUGCACGUGGACGCGGGAUUUGGGGGACGCGCCCACGCCCCUUCCCAGCAGUACUGCAGCGCGUGGGGCUGCGGGUGGAGCCGCGGUACCGCGGCGAGACAGGGUGACCCGACUGCAUUCCUGGCCGGUGUGUCAGCGUCGCGUCCCGCCCCUCCGCGGAGGUUUGGGAGACUCCUCCAGAACUGUGAUGCUGCCCUUUAUCCUGCGGCUUUCGAGAACUCAGAGGAGGCCAAGGGCACAGGGAAGAGUUCCUCCGCCAGGGAUCACCAGACUAUGUGUCCCCUCGCGCGUGGGCUAGAAACUCUGGGGCUCGUCUUUUGAGGGCUCCUAGACUCCAAUUCCCAGAGAACCCGAGGGUGGCUAGUGGGGGACUUCGCCCAGGAGUGCUGCUGGGAAUUGUAGUCCAGCCUGAUUCUGGGCACGCCAGUAAAGCGCCAAGGCGGGUUUUUGUGUUGCGUUGUUUUGUUUUUGAGACGUGGUCUCAUUAUGUGGCCCAGGAUGGCCUCGAACUUGCAGAGAUACCCCUGAUUCUAACUCCCGAGUGCUGUGAUUAAAGGCCCCUUAUUUUUAUUUAAUUUAGACAGGUAAGCCGGGGCUCCGAGUCCUGAUUAAGGUGGGUCCUUUUCUCGCAGCAGUAUUGGGUCGUGUGAAUUUCUCCCCGCCUGGGAAACUGAGACUAAAGGUGUGGGGAUGGGCUCAGGAGUUCUUCCCCUGCACUCAUAGUAAAGUGGAGGUCUGGACUCCUGUGCAUGUCACCGUCCAGGGCGCCCUCGAUCUCUGGUCCUCAUUCUUUCUGUCUGUUAAAUGGAUCGCGCUUGACUCCAAAUGGCAAUGUCCCCUCUUGCGCCCCGCCCCUCCGGGACUACAAAUCCCAAGGUGCUCGAGGCGAUCGCAGCUCUCCCUUCCCUGUGGGACACGCCUUCCUCCAGUCAGAGUCCCGUCGUCUAACCUGUUCCCUGCGACUGCCCCGCCCCGUCCUCCGCUCCCCGCCGCUGGAGCCGGAGCCGGAGCCCGAGGAAAACCCCCCUGGUGCCAGGAUCUGCCCCGGACGCAUAUCCCGGUACAGCACCAGCCCCAUCCCAGAGCAUUUUGGCAGCAGAGGGUCCCCGCAGAAGACAUCCACGGAUAGCACAGAGACCCGUUUUGGACGCUCGGAGAGUGCCCCGUCCCUGCACCCCUACAGCCCUCUGUCCCCCAAAGGCCGGCCGUCCUCCCCACGUACCCCCAUUUACCUGCAGCCCGAUGCCUACAGCAGCUUGGAGCGUGCGCCAUCGCCCAGACCCCGUGCCUUUGACGGGGCUGCCAGUCCCCAUGGCCGGGCUCCGUCUCCGCGGCCUGGAGCUAGCUCGCUGCGCCAGCCGGGCCCCUCGACGCCCUUCGACUACCUGGGUCGCGCAGGGUCCCCCCGGGGCAGCCCUCUAGCUGAGGGACCCCAAGCCUUCUUCCCGGAGCGCGGACCUUCCCCACGUCCAACCACUGCAGGCUAUGACUCACCGGCCGCGUUCGGGAGCCCCCUGUUGGGCGCGGGGGGUAGUGCCUUCGCCCCACCGCUUCGCGCACAAGACGACCUGACGCUGCGCCGGAGGCCCCCGAAAGCCUGGAACGAGUCUGAUUUGGACGUAGCUUAUGAGAAAAAGUCUUCGCAGACAGCGAGCUAUGAACGGCUGGAUGUUUUCACACGACCUGCCUCCCCCGGUUUGCAGCUCUUACCCUGGAGAGAGAGCAGCCUGGAUGGGCUGGGGGGCAGUGGCAAGGACAAUCUCACCAGUGCAACAUUGCCACGCAAUUACAAGGUGUCCCCUCUGGCCACCGACAGGCGUUCUGACAUCGGCAGUUACCGCCGCUCUAUGGGCUCAGCUGGACCCUCAGGCACUUUGCCCCGCAGCUGGCAGCCCGUCAGCCGCAUCCCCAUGCCCCCCUCCAGCCCCCAGCCCCGCAACGCCCUGCGCCAGCGCCCCAUACCCCUCAGCAUGAUCUUUAAGCUCCAGAAUGCUUUCUGGGAACACGGAGCCAGCAGGGCUGUGCUCCCGGGAUCCCCCAUCUUCUCCCGAGCUCCCCCACCUAAGUUGCCUCCUCAGCCACCCCCACAGCCACCCACCCAGGCCCAACCUCAGAUGCCCCCCCAGCCCCAGGCCCAGGCCCAGCCUCAGACUCCAGCGCCUCAACAGACUUGGCCUCCCGUGAACGAAGGCCUCCUCAAGUGCCCUGCCGAGCUGGAGCCAGAGCCGGAGCUAGAGGGGCUACUGGCUCCCGUGCUGGAGGCGGGGGACACAGAUGAAGGCACUGUCACUCGGCCUCUCAGCCCUACCAGGCUGCAGCCAGCGUUGCCACCCGAAGCACAGACGGUGCCUGAGCUGGAGGAGGUGGCCCGAGUUCUGGCAGAGAUUCCUCGGCCCCUGAAGCGCAGAGGCUCCAUGGAGCAGAGCCCUGCCGUAGCCCUGCCCCCUACCCACAAGAAACAGUACCAACUGAUCAUCAAUAGACUCUUUCAUCGGCACGGCGGCCCAGGGCCUGGCGGGCCCGAGCCAGAGUUGGGCACAAUCACAGAGGGAUCCGAGGCCAGGGCAGGGCCCCCUGCUCCUGCCCCACCAGCUCCCGUCCCACCCCCUGCACCACCCCAGAGCAGUCUUCCAGAGCAGCCUCAGAGCGUGGAAAUGCGCUCAGUACUGCGCAAAGUGGGGUCCCCGCGCAAGGCCCGGCGUGCGCGGCUCAACCCGCUGGUGCUGCUGUUGGACGCAGCACUGACCGGGGAGCUGGAUGUGGUACAGCAGGCGGUGAAGGAGAUGAAUGACCCAAGCCAGCCCAAUGAGGAGGGCAUCACCGCUCUCCACAACGCCAUCUGUGGUGCCAACUACCCCAUUGUGGACUUCCUCAUCGCCGCGGGCGCCAAUGUUAACUCCCCUGACAGCCAUGGCUGGACACCGCUGCAUUGUGCAGCUUCAUGCAACGACACUGCCAUCUGCACCGCCCUGGUACAGCACGGUGCGGCCAUCUUUGCCACCACUCUUAGUGACGGCGCCACUGCCAUCGAAAAGUGCGACCCUUACCGAGAGGGCUACGCAGACUGUGCCACCUACCUGGCAGACGUCGAGCAAAGCAUGGGACUGAUGCACAACGGUGUUGUGUACGCACUCUGGGACUACAGCGCUGAGUUUGGGGAUGAGCUGUCCUUCCGGGAGGGCGAGUCAGUCACCGUGCUUCGGAGGGACGGGCCAGAAGAGACUGACUGGUGGUGGGCUUCGCUACAUGGCCAGGAGGGCUAUGUGCCACGCAACUACUUUGGGCUCUUCCCUAGGGUGAAGUCUCAGAGGAGCAAAAUCUAGCAGGAAUGAAGGACGAUUGUCAACGAGAAAAGUGCAAGCCAGCCUGCCUUCCACCCGGACCUUCCUAAUCCAACUACUGCUGAGUUUACUUUCGCCCUAAUCUCCAGAGGGGUGCAGCCUGCACCAGAACUUCUCAUUCUUCCAGACGCUCGAGGAAGGGCAGCCCCAGACUUAAGAUUAGGAAGCCACCUUAGGCAUUGGGGUGAGGUGGGGCUGAGGACCUUUGUGGGCAGGAGACCCCACAUGCACAUUUGCCAAAUCAGAUCUGGUUCAAAGAACCUCCUAACUGCCAGCAAGCCCCUGCACUGUCGCAGCUGACGCUGACAGGGUGACCCACCCCUUCAUUGCUGUCUUCCCUUCCCCAUUCCUUCCAGCAGCCUUGGGGCCUGGGUGAGGCGCAUGGCUCCUUAGCAGGAUGUCAGCUCCCCACCUCCCCAACCAAGUGCCUUCACACCUGUGUGGCUUAUGUUUGUAAUGACACGGGAACUGUUUCCUUUAUAAAUAAAGGUUGUUUGCACAGACAUGAA